AUGGCUAACGCUUCGGGUGCUGCUAUCAAUGGUCUCAACCUCGCGGGCGGUGCGGCACCAGCGGGUGGACAACCGGGCCCACAGGGCCAGGCCGGGACGCAGCAGCAGCAGCAACCUGGUCCUCAGCAGCAGCAGCCCGGCAACCAGCCCGGCGGUCAGCAGGCUCAGCAGCAGCAACAACAGCCUGGUGACCAACAAGCCCAGCAGCAGCAAGCCCAGCAGCAGCAAGCCCAGCAGCAGCAAGCUCAGCAGCAACCCGACGUUGGAGACAUCGCCCGUGCGGCCGAGCUCGAGCGCGAGCUUCGCGAGAUCAACGCCCGUCUCCUGGCAUCUGCUGCGAGCCAGCCACCUACCGGCUUCGGGCCGAUGUUUUUGUCCAAGGACGCCGCUGCUGCAGGCCGCGAGCAGAUCGCUGCCAAGGCAGGUAUCGCACCCGCGGUCAUCCAACCCGGUUUCAUGGCGAACCCGCAGGCGACAGCCAUCGGCGAAACCGCGCGCAAAACCAUUCGUCGUCUGGGCUAUUGCCCCCUCACGUCACUCGACUCGGAGGCCCGUGCCCGUACCAACCAGGGAGAGCCGGAGAUGGUGAUCCAGCCGAACGGCACCCUGAAGGAGCGCGACCUCGAGCGCGGCCCCGAGCGGUACAUUUCCGAGCGGCGCUGGCACUCCGCCAAGAAGGUGUACGUUCGCGUGCUCCGGGAGGAGGCUGCGUCCACCGGCGAGGGCACCGCGGACGCGUUCGAGAAGCAUUUCGAGAUCUGCGAAGGCUUCAUCGAGUCCCACGGUUUCUCGGUGGCGUUGGCCUACGAUAUGAAGCAGCGCGAGCUCCAUGCGGCGGAGAAGCGCCACGAUUUAUCGCUUUUCAACACCGAAGUCCUCACGCUCGUCGCUACUGCGAAGCGGACGGCAGAUGCCGCGUUCCCGGCUCAGGUCCCCGUCCCCGCCGCUCGCAGGAACCCGCGCUCGUCGCCGCCUACCACGGGUGGCUCGAGUCGUCCGGCACCCGCACGCGGCACCGUGAAGUGCUUUCGCUGCAUCGAGCUCGGCCACAUGCCCAUCACCUGCCCCGCCGGCCCGGGAGCUACCACCCCGGCCGGCAAACCCGUCUGCAAGCUCGCCAAGGUCACGCCCCUCGAUGCAGAUGCCAUCGAGGCUCUCCUGGUCAAGCUUCACCUGUUCGAUGAUUGGAAGCACGUCGUCGACAGUUUACGCUCGGGGUUUGAUGCGGGGGUGGACACGUCGCUUAAAAGUACCUACUCUCCUGAUAACCACAACUCUGUUAAUCUCGAUCCUUCAUUUAUUGAUUCAUAUAUUGCUGGCGAGCUCGCUGCCAACCGUUACGCUGGUCCAUUUGACCCACCUGUGCUCGAAGACGUCAUCGGGCCCUUCCGCACCAACCCCCUCGGCCUCGUACCUAAACCGGGCACCGACAAGCAUCGCAUGGUGAACGACCUCUCCCACCCACGCAAGGGCAAGCCUAUCGAGGCCGUGAACGUCGCUAUCGAUCGGGAUCGUUUCCUCACCGAGUGGGGCGAUUUCAAGGCAAUGUCCGACACCGUACUCGCUGCACCCGCAGGCUCCAUGGCCGCCACCUUCGAUAUUUCUGCGGCAUAUCGUAUCACUCCGAUUCGGCCCGACCAGCAGCACGUGCUAUGCAUCCUGUGGCGUGGCAAGGUGUACGUGGACCGUGCCGCCUGUUUUGGCAUGGCCUCCAGUUCGGGCAUCUUCGGCGCAAUCGCCGACAUGCUCGUAGCCAUCUACAAGGCCUCGGGCUUCCGCAUCGUCCUCAAAUGGGUUGACGAUUUCGUCGUGUUCCGGAUGCCGGGUGAUGACUUUGACGAGCACGACUUCACGCACCUAACGGAAGUCCUCGGUGUCCCUUGGGCAGUCGCCAAGACGCGCUCCUUCGCGUAUCGCCAGAAGUACAUCGGUUUCAUCUGGGACCUCGUGCGCAAGACGGUCUCGAUGCCGGAAGACAAGCUCCAGGCCUUGCGGGACCUGCUGUCGUCAUGGCUCGUGCCUGGGGCCAGGUUCGACGCGCGCGAGGCUGACUCACUGCACGGGAAAGUCGUCCACGCGGCGACGAUUUUUCCCCUCGUGCGCCCUUUCCUUCCCUCCAUCUCUGCCUUCCCUCGCAAGUUCACGAACGGUCUCGUUAAGCGCCACCCUUCCGGCCCUGUUCUGAAGGAUAUUGAAUGGAUUCUCGACAUUCUCUCCUCCACCCCCAACGAGAUAUCCCUCUCGUACGACACCCCCUUGGACAUCGGCUGGUGGGGCGACGCGAGCUCGUCCUGGGGCAUUGGCGUCGUCGUAGGGUCGUUUUGGGCCGCAUGGCAAUGGGCGGGGGGCGUCACCGUCGGCCCAAAGGCGGACCGCGAUAUCGGGUGGGCCGAGGCGGUGGCAGUCGAGCUCGGGCUGCGUAUGGCCAUCCAUCACGACCUGCUCAAGGCACGGCCGGUGCACCGCUCGCGGAUUUUAGUGCGGUCGGACAACAUGGGUGUCGUCGCAGUCGUGAACAAGGGUCGCUCGCGCUCCGCGAGCACAAACGACGUGCUGAAGAGCAUCUUUCGGCUACUCACGGCAGAGGGUGUACUGCUCUCGACCGAGUACGUUGCGAGUCGCGACAACAUCACCGACGCCCUCUCGCGUGGCGACAUCCCCUCCUUCCUCGCCGGCUUUCCCGGAGUUCCCACGGUCAUGAAGACCUCGGCGAUACGCCUCAUUCCCGCCGAGUGCGCGGGCGACACGGCAACCAUUGUGAACCUUAAAGCUCUCCCGCUCAGACCUUCUCCGCUUCGGCCUGAUGUACCUGCGAAUGAACGUAUCUACAAGUGGCGCGGUGUCAACACUCCUCCUUCCUCUGUACUGCCCAUCGCGAUUAUCGAGUAUCUGUAUAUGCGUGCCCGAAAUGAAUCUCUCGCUCCGAAAACUAGUUCAGGUUACGGCUCGGGCCUGCGGAAAUUCCAUGUCUUUUGUGAUAUUCACUCCAUCCCUGAGAGAGCCCGCUUGCCUGCCUCCGUCGCGGUGCUAAACUCGUUCGCUCUGUGGUCGGCUGCAGACCCGGACCCGGCAGAUCCCGCCUUCGCUCAAGGCGAAUAUUACGAACCUGUCAGCAUCCCAACAGUCAAAUCGUACCUCUCGUCGGUCUGUGCAUGGCAUAUUAUCCAAGGGUGGCCCGACCCGCUCUCGGAACAGAAUCACAAGGAUAUCGAUUUCUGCCUGCGCGGUCUUCGGAAGAUGCAGCUCGUCAAGCGCAGUCACCCUCCACGCCCACCCGUCACCCUCCCCAUGCUCUCAGCCCUCCGGUCUAGCCUCGACAUAUCCAAGCCCUACGAUGCCUGCCUCUGGGCAAUUGCCACAUGUGCCUUCUGGGGCAUGAUGCGCUUCGGCGAAGCAACCGUCGACUCGCGCAAGGACUACAGCCCGGAGACCAAGCUCGCCCGCAAGCACGUCUUCUUCGGUCGCGAUCUGGACGGGAAGCCGUACGCGCGCCUCGACCUGCCCACGGCGAAGACGGCCAAAAACGGGGAGAUCCAGAAGAUCUUUUUGACCGAGCAAGGCGAUUACUGCCCAAUCGCGGCACUGCAGAACCUCGCACGUGUCGUCCCGGCAGAGGCAGACGACCCGCUCUUCUCCUGGGUCGAUAGAGCGGGAGAAAUACGCCCAAUGACGCGCAGCGCGGCUCUCGCGAGCCUCAACGCGAUAACUGAGCGGCAUGGCUGGGGCACGGCCUUUGGCCACUCAUUUCGCAUCGGUGGCGCCUCAUUCUACCUCGCGCAGGGCGUAAGCCCGGAAGUCGUACGACUUGCCGGGAGGUGGAAAUCGCUGGCCUAUGAGGCGUAUAUACGCGCUUUCGAGCUGGUCGCGUCCCGGCAUAUGGCCGGCCUCGGGGCAGGGCGGCAACCCGUCGUGCGACCCGCAUCGGCUCUGGUUGGGUGA
Peniophora sp. CBMAI 1063 is the source of this 3939-nucleotide messenger RNA. The record is from the annotation of a GenBank genome assembly. Lineage: Eukaryota; Fungi; Basidiomycota; Agaricomycetes; Russulales; Peniophoraceae.